Molecule: messenger RNA, 12389 nt
Organism: Haliotis rubra (blacklip abalone)
Lineage: Eukaryota; Metazoa; Mollusca; Gastropoda; Lepetellida; Haliotidae
Product: adenylate cyclase type 9-like
Biological process (GO): cyclic nucleotide biosynthetic process; adenylate cyclase-activating G protein-coupled receptor signaling pathway; intracellular signal transduction
Molecular function (GO): adenylate cyclase activity
Source: RefSeq, a predicted model, not a curated record
UCAGAACAGCUCAAACAUAACCACUGCAUUGAACGGAGUAAUCCAGUCGGCUUUGCGUUCGGCUGGGUAACGGAUCGAGUAUUGUCAUGACUGGUGGAGCUUUUUGUUCUUGAAGGAAGUAUCUAGGAUAGAUACAAUGCUGUAUUCAAUCCGCGUGCUGUCAAAAAGAGCAUUUGGCGCUAAGACUCGGUGUUGGCGCUUCGGGAAUAACCGUACGGCGAGCACCUUGGCUUGAGUCGAUCGAUCUGAGAACAGGGGGUGGGGCAUAGCCUUCAGGUGCGUCCAGGGUGUUGGUUCGAAGCGACACUCGGCUUCAAACAGCGUUCUUUGCAAGACUGUACAGCUUGUAUGAAGCGGUGGAUCUAGCAGAUUUCAAGUUAGUGACAACACCGAUCGUGUUUCAAAAUGGCGAGCGGCGAGGAUAGAAACACUGAAAAUAGUGUAGUUCGCUACAACACGACCAAUGACCCCGAAGCUGUGCACGUGGAUCUUCAAUCGCCGGCCAAAAACCGAUACAAGGGCACCCCACUGAGCCCUAACAAGAAAGCCCCCAUCGUCCUGUUCGAGAGAGCGUCAGGGAGCUGGUGGAACCCGACUUUUGAUUCCAAGAUUCUGGAAGAUCAACUCUGGAGUUGCUACUUGCCACAAACUCGGAGACGGUUCCAAUAUGCUCUCUUCUACAUUGUGACAGCAUGUUUAGCAUGGCUUAUAUUCUUCGGUCUGACCAAGGAACUAAACUGGAUGUAUUUCCUUGGCGGCACAGGAUGUUUGCUUGCUGUGACUCUGCUCAUCUUUGGAUUUACAAAGAUCCCAUUAUAUGAACGUUUUUAUUUGCCAACUUCUAUCGUCUUUGUGCUUUUCCUUAUGGCCUUGAUCCUAUGUCCCUUUGCCUUUAAGUCCUCCUCAGAUCUCUCGACAAUUGGGUCUUUUUCAGGAUCUGUUGAAAUUCUUCUAAUGAUAUACACCUUCAUACCCAUGCCACUGUUCGCUGCAGUGUUGAUAGGCAUUGUCUAUUCCAUUUUGUACGAAAUUUUGGUAGCACUUACGAUAACAGGAAUGCAAGAGGCUACAUUCAUUAUCGGGAAAAUUUUGCUCCAUUGUUGUAUCCAUUUGAUAGGGAUCCAUAUUUUCAUAAUGUCCCAAGUUCGUCGUCAUAGUACCUUCUGGAAGAUCGGACAAUCAGUGAUGUCGCGUCGAGAUCUGCAGGUUGAGAAACAGCUGAAGGAAAAGAUGAUCCAUUCUCUUAUGCCGCCGUCAGUUGCAGAUGCUGUGAUGAAGUCACGUGACAAAGAUGAAGACGAACCAGAAGACCAAAAGAGCAGGAAAAAGAACAAGAACCGAAAACAGGAACCUGACAAAGGAAAAAUUCGAUUCAGACCAUUCAACAUGAACCAGCUAGAUAAUGUAAGUAUCCUGUUUGCAGACAUUGUCGGCUUUACGAAAAUGAGUUCCAAUAAGACUGCCGAGCAUUUGGUGAGUCUCCUGAAUGACCUGUUUGGAAGAUUUGACAAGCUGUGUACUAACUGUGGAUGUGAGAAGAUCAGUACCCUUGGUGACUGUUACUACUGUGUGUCUGGAUGUCCCGAGCCUCGCCCAGACCAUGCCAUAUGCUGCGUGGAGAUGGGCCUGGGAAUGAUUGAACUGAUCAAGAAGUUUGAUGAGGACAACCAAGAGGAGGUUAACAUGAGAGUGGGAGUUCACACCGGAACCGUACUCUGUGGAAUUGUCGGAACGAGAAGGUUCAAAUUCGAUGUGUGGUCCAAUGAUGUCACUCUUGCCAAUACAAUGGAGUCAUCUGGCCGUCCAGGAACUGUUCAUAUAUCAGAGAUGACCUACAAGUUCUUGAAGGAUCUGUAUGAGGUGGAAGAAGGAGAGGUAGUUGAAGACCUGAACACCAACAAGACCUUGAUUGAGCACUAUGACAUCACCAAGUCCAGCUUCACCAUCAGGCACACCGAGGACCUCAACGAUAUCCGGACUUACUUCAUCCUGGGCCCGAAGAAGAAGGAAGGGACGAGCCCCGAGGCUGAACCUGCUCAGACAUCCAACAGCACCGUCAUUCCGAUAGAAGAUGGCAGCACCCCCGAGGCAGAAAAGGCCAAGCCUGCAGCCGACCCAGCCUCAGGGGGAGACAACUCUGUCACUGCCACAUCCAACCACCCAGACAGGGAGGCCCCAGAAAUUAAUGGAGUGACGCCUACUGCCUUGCUGGGCCGCAGACACAGCAGCGGCUUCUUCGCCAGCACAACCUCAGUGGACCGUAUUCCAGAAGAAGGUAAAUCGUUUAACCAAACCAGUCUCUCUCGCCUGUUUUGCUGUGUAGACUCGCAUUCAUCAGCAUCUGAUCAUGUGACUAAACCCUGCCGACCUUCCUCAUCCCAUCUAAACAAUAACGUUACCUGUGCUUCUAAAUCAUCUUCUCAGACCUCAGAUGGCAAACCAGGCAAUCUCGGAGCAGUGAAAGCGGUGCAUGAUAAUGGUAUCGGCCGGGCAUUCUCCGCUGACUUUAUUAUGUACGUGGAUGAUCCUAGCACGAUGCCUAUGAACGAAACCUGGACAAAGAUGCGCCGCAUCCGUGACCAAAAUGAUAAACAGAUCAUCAAAUGCCUACAACAAGACGUGACAAAUAAGGAGUUCUUCUACCAGCCCCCAAUCAACAAGUGUACGUUGAGCUUCAACCAGAGCGAACUGGAGGAAGACUACCGGGACCAUUACCUUGAGAGCCAGCUGUUCCGGGAAGAAGCCACGGCAUCACCACGCUACCACUCGCUCCUGGAGAUCAUCGUGUCUCUCAUCGUCUUCACCAUCAUUUCUAUCUGUUGCUUUAUUAUGUUUGGUUGUGAGCUGCCAUGGAUCAUCGUGUUUUGUAUCGCUCUGGUCAUCGAGAUCCUGGUCCUGGUUCAAGUGAUCAUCAGCCAGGACAAGGCCGAACAGUUCGAGACAGUCAUGCAGCUAGUGUCUGGUUGGUACUUCCGAAACUUCCUUGGGGCUCUUGUAGCAAGUCUGCCUGCUGUUGCUGUCUAUUCCAACUUGUCGUGUACGUUGAUUCAUGACCAGAGGGACCGGGAUUAUUUCCUGUGUUUCUGUAUUGUUGUGUCCAUUCUUCACUUCUGUAACUUCACGAUGUUGAGUUCGUGGCUGAAGUCCAUUGUAGCAGCCAUAGCUGGCAUCAUCCUUCUAAUCCUCCUCAACAUCGAACUCUGUCCGCUUGAAUCUGAUUUGAACCUCUCAGCCACUUACAACGCAAGCGUCACGCCCUCCAACAUCACCUUGAACAUGCCCUUACCAGUAGGAAAUGAUACCUAUCGUCGCCUCUUCACAGGACGAAGCUACAUCCGUUACGAGAUUAUCUUGGAUAUGAUACUUCUGCUUCUACUCAUCUUGUUCAUGAAUCGAGAAUUUGAGAUUAGCUACCGCCUUAGCUUCUAUGGCAGUGCUCAGGCUGACCGAGAUCAGAAGCAGAUGCAUGAUAACAAGGAUCAAGCUGAUUGGCUGCUGCACAACAUUAUCCCACAGCACAUCUCCGACAUCGUCAAGAAAACAUCCAAGUAUUCCAAGAACCACAAAGACUGUGGUGUCAUCUUUGCCGCCAUAGUCAACUUCAAUGAGUUUUACGAUGAGUCGUAUGAAGGUGGAAGGGAAUAUUUGCGAGUGCUGAACGAGUUGGUCAGUGACUAUGAGGUACUCCUUGAUCUGCCGCAGUACAAAGAUGUAGAGAAGAUCAAGACAAUCAGUAGCACCUUCAUGGCCGCAUCAGGACUCAAUGAGCAGAGUCGGGCAAAGAAUGAAGAUCCCAAAGCACAUCUGUACGCCCUGCUGUGCUUUGCCAUGGAGCUACAAAAUGUGGUAACAAGAUUUAACGAGAGUAUCUUCAAUUUUGAAUUCAUCCUGAACAUUGGAUUUAAUUAUGGGGAGGUAACUGCAGGGGUUAUUGGAACAACUAAAUUGUUAUAUGACAUUUGGGGCGACACGGUCAAUAUCGCCAGUAGAAUGUAUUCCACAGGCGUGGCAAACAAAAUACAAGUGCCGCAGUCAACAGCUACUUACUUAGCAGAUAUGUUCGAGUUUGAAUACCGAGAUGAGAUAACGGUCAAAGGAAAGGGUCAGAUGAAGACGUAUCUUGUUGUUAAGAAGAAGGACUCUGCUGAAUGGAAAUGAGAAGAUGUCAAACCUAAAUUAUCAAGAUGGCUUCUCGGGUAUGUGAUGGUUGCUGGUGAUACUGAAGAUAUGAUUUUCACAUGAAGAAGAUACCCGUGAUGUUGACAGCAAAUAUUGAAAUACAAGCAAGACUGUUCCUGCCCCAGUGAUGAUCACCAGCAGAAGUUAUUGGAUCUUGCCACUCAUGGUUGGUUAUGCUUCAAUAGAACAAACAUUUAACUAUGUGAUUACUGGUAUUGAUACGAGGGUAUCAUACUGUAUGUGGUGCUCACUGACGUCACAUCCAGACUCACUGAGUGAGAGAAGGAUGAAGAUUGUGAGGUCCCUCUUAUGCCACCUUACAUUACAGGAUCCAUGAAUGUCUUAAAACAAAUCCACUGUGCUGGUGACAAACUUUAGAAACCAACAUUGAGAUAAUGAAGAUAGACAGGAGCAGCAGUGAGGUGACUAAAGAACAUAAUUAAAAUUCAUGGACAGAAGCACUGGUGGAUGUUCCCAUAUCAGCAACAUUCUUUGACACUUAAGAAACUGAAGUGAUUCUUCUGCAAAGAAUUAAGCUGAUUCCAAGCAUGUAAAAUGGAUGAUCCUAAAGCAGAAGCUUGCCCAUGAUCAGCACAUAAUCCAUGGUUUUUGUGACAGGAUAUCUAUUCCUCAAGGAGCAACAUACAGUCUCUGUCUGUCUACUCAAGUAUUCUUACCACACAAGUAGAACUUGUGUACAUUGAUGUGUGUAUUCAACAGACUGGCACAAGUCUGGAAGUGGUCAGCAGUUCAGAUACUCUGACCUUCCUUGAUGUAUUGUCAGGAUAUGAGCUCAAAGUACAUGUCAACUCUGUCAUUGCAUUUAAUUUCAUGAACUACUUCUAUUACCAGCAUGUUUCAUUGUCUCCAUAAUACCAGACUGAGGCUGGGCUUACCAGAUUGAGGCUGGAUGAUACCAGACUGAGGCUAGACAUCAGAGUGAGGCUGGAUGAUAUCAAACCGAGGCUGGGCAUUACAAGAUUGAGGCAAAGACUGUUCAGUCCUGUAUAGCUGCUAGACAGGACAGUAAUUACUUGGAGGAAGGAUCUUAGCUUGGAAGUCCUAUAUAUAAACUGGCAGAAGAGAUGUUCCGGCAUCAGUAUCUGUUGGUGAUUUAUCAGCAUAAUUACUUCACUGAAUCCACUUUUACUUGACAAUGAAUGUGAUUCUUUUACCACUGUGUAAAAGAAGAGAUAUUUCAAGACAGACACUCAAACUCUGUUGUGUUUUUAACAUUGCAUUUAUCAUGCUUACAAGAAUCAUGUUUUCAUACCUCAACGUCUGUAUCCUUGCUAAGCUGACAUAUGCCACAAAUAUGUGUACCGGUAAUAUGAAGUGAAGUUUUGUGACAUGUUAUUAUAUCAAAUUCUUAUUUAGAAGUUGCUGUCCCAAAGUAUUGUAUAAAUAUAACAUUAUUUGAUGUUCAGGGGACAUCUAACACAGUAUGCCGUGACUGGUAGAUGUUUUCAAGAGGUAUUUAACUUUAUUUAAAGGUAGAUCUAUAUUUGUACCUGAGGCAAACAUCCAUGUAAUGAAAAUAACCGGUACAGUUCUGUGUUCUAUUUUGUAGAAGAAUUUAUGAACACAAUGGUUUUUCUGCAAAAACAAUUAAUACCUGCUCAGAGGCUCAUGAUUCUGAAUGAAAUAUUGGUUAAACUUCCCAAAUUGGAACAGAACAAAUUACAAUGUUGUUCCAGGAAUAACUAAUGUUACUGCAGUGCAGGGCAGAUUUGCAUUUUACUUCUAACAGAACCAAUGAACAAGAAAAAUCUGUAACGUUUCGUUUUGCAUUUGAAAGAAACAUUAUAAUACCCCUAAAUUUACAAAAAUAUGGAUGUUUUCAGAAAACCCUAUUUUUGAACAAAUUACCUAUUUUUCACUGUUUGCCAAAUGCACGUGGUUUGUUACCCCAGAGUAAUCCCUGUUCUGAGAACAAGGUUUUUUACUUUUUGUUUUCAAUGAUGACAAUUAUCUAUUGUUUUAUAUGCAUUUGGGAAAGUGACAAACUCAGGAUACAUGUUUAUAAAUGGAAAAAAGAUCAAUAAGAAUACGUCUCAGUGCGAUUGUUUUUAGAUUUGUGUUCCUUGGAUUUACAUUUUCUGCUUUUGCUUUCCGAAAAUUUUAUUAUGGAAAACUACAAUGUUUUGGGAAGUAAUUCUUUAAACUCUAAUUUCUCUGAAUUUACACUUUUAAAACUUUUUUGUUGCUUUAUUUUAGAUAUUUUUGGUUAGAUCUUGUUUUCAGCAGUAGAUUUAGAUAUUUUAGAAAAAUUCACUUUGAAGAUUUUUUUUUCAUAUGUAAAUAUGCUGAUUUAAGAUAAUGUGAAGCAAGGUUAGCAUGCUCAGUUGGAAGAUAUUCACUUCAAAUGUAGAUAAAUCUCUCGACUUUUCAUAUCAUACCAGCAUAUCUACCUUAACACUCCCUAUAUGAGUUGCCUUGGCUAUAACAAUUUGAUGAUUCCAGUUAGAAGAGGUGUGUUGUAAAAGGUGAUUUAAUGGUGGUCAGACUUGGUGGAUUGCAUCCUGAAGACAGGAAUUGUUGCUCAUAAUAAUAUCAAUCACUGGUUUGUCUGGUCAAAACUUGAUUAUUACAGGUGAUUGUCCUAUAACUGGAAUAUUGCCAUGUGCCUCAAACAUUCAGCAUUGGUGUUUCGUGAUACUUGCAGCCUGAACGGAGGAUCACAUCUGAUGGUCCAAUUUUUACAACAAAAUGAAUGUAAACUUAAUGACAAUCAUCACAAUAUAAAGAUACUUAAAAUUCAAAAUGUAUUUUGGGAACAGCCAAGUAGAUUGACCAUCCAACUUAACUAAAUCGCCUCUUUAGAAAACCGUUGGUGAGCUGGUGUCAAAGUGAAACCUGUACCCUUAAAGGUGUUCAGUUUCACAUCUUACUAUCUAGAUACAUAUCGUAUUGUGACACAAUGUGUUGUUACAGUUGUGUUGACCACCUUCACUUGAUUGUCAUCAUGAAGAACCAGUGUCGAGUUGACGUCAAGACAAGGCAACUUGUAAAGGGAAAUAACUCCACAAACCAUAUCGACUGGCAUUUACCGUUUGUCUUGUCAAGUUUUGUUACUUCAACAGUUUUAUCACUUUGAAUUUUUGGAUAUCAUUGAACUUAUCUUAAACACUCCUCCAGCUCUCAAGUUAUUGUUUUGGAAUAGGAACAUUAUGGAAAAUGUUAGUUUGUGUGAGAGUCAUCUGUCAAAGGUAAUCAAGUGUCCAUUUUCGGCAGCCAUUUUGGAACCAAGCAACCAUUGGACAGUUUUUAUCAUCAAAUUUUCUUCCAAGGAUAGUAUCAUUCUUCCUGGAUCUUGAAGCAGCUUUCAAAAUGUCAUCUGGAGCAGACGGCUUGCUUGACCCUUUCCUUGUUGGCCAGUUUGGCAGAUAUAUCCUGUGAUUUAUAUGCAUCAUUGUCUGGAGUCAAGUGAGCUGAAGAUUUAGUUUAAAAUUGGAGAUGUGUGUCAUGUUUUGUGGACGUUAUUUUUCUAUUAAACUUCCGUCAUGUCUGAGUGAUGCCAUAUUAUCCUGAUGUUCUAAAGCAGUUACAGGCAGUUCAAAUAACAUUACUUCUGUUUCCAAAUCAAGGUUGGUUGAUUAGCAUGUAUGUGAAGCUGGUGUCUUCUCUUGCUGUGGUAUUGCUAGAAUGUUGCUGAAAUAUUGCUGAAAGAGGUGUUCAACCCAACUCACUCAUUCCCACAUGAACGGUAACAUUUAGUUGUUUUAUCCAUUAAGUCAGGCAGAAUUAGUGAGUAAGAUCAUAUGUCAUUGAAUUUGAAGGGUGAUCUCCCAAAAUAGUCACUCAAAACCAUAUUUUGUUAUCCAUUACAUCAGCGAUCCACUUUCAACUAGUCAUGUUUACUAUGAUCAAUGGCUGAGAUAUUGAUAUUGGCUUUGUAUUAUAUCGUGAAGUGACUUGAAUUGUACACACUAUGAAGUUGUGAAAUUUAGCCAUUCUAUAUUCAUUGUUUCUGUGAACCUGACUUUUUCCUUAAAACCAAGAAAGUAUUAUUUUCGUGUUUACUACAGGGCACCUAACCAGUUGAAGUAGUUUUCUUGUAUGAUUGUUUUGUGUUGUGUUCCAAGCACCCUCCAACGAAAGGAUAAUUGAUUAGUAGGACAAAUUACUACGAGGAAGCUAUGUCUCAUUGCCUGACACAGUCAACUGAUCGUUGGUACAGUCAACUGAUCGUUGGUACAGUCAACUGACUUUAAGGUGAUGUCACAGUGACAUUAUUGUCAGGAACUGUUGCAGUCAGAUUGUCAGACGUUGUCUCAGUACAUUUGUUGAUACAGUCACUGAUUGUCAGACAGUUCAUGUGGCUGUCAGACCAUUACAAUCAAGUGAUUGUCAGACACUGACAGUUCAUUGUGAGAUACUGUCAGUCAGCUGAUUGUCACUUACGGUAAACUGGUAGUCGGAAACUCUUGCAGUCAGCAGAUUAUCCGAAUAUGACAGUAAAUUCAUGGGACACGGUAAUAGUCAAGGCUUGGCAUACAGUUUUAGUUAUCUCUUCAAUUUAACAAUGAAAAUUGGGUCUUGGUUAAUUUUUAAAGGGGUUCGUCUUCAUACGUUCCUUGGAAAAUGUGAAUUGUUCUUCAAAGAACAGCAUCAAUGUUGGAAAUUUUUCUUUUGAUUCAGCCAUUCAUGAAAUUGCUUUGGAAGAGGAAGAUCAAUUGUCAUAAAAAAUUAUAAUUCUCAGACUAGCAUGCUGUUCGAUAUCAUAUAUUUCCUUUGGGAUUUAAGAAACAAUCCCAAGCAUUGAUCAUAAAGAACUGCUGAAAAUCCCCUCAUGCUGGUUGGAUCCCAUUCCAGAACUGGGGGACCAACCAACCAUUUAAUCCCUUGAUUACUUGCAAAGAAACUAUUUCAUGUCAUUCCUUUAAGACAUUCAAUUUUAAGAAUGCCUUUCACCUAGCAAUUUAUCUUUUAGCCCAAAGCAUACUAUUUUGAUCGUCUGAUUAAUUUUUCCUGAAUAGAAAUACCAGGUACUCCCAAAAUUAGAAUGGUAGGUUGCAUAAGCUGAGUGUUGGUUGUCAUGGCAACUGUGGAACUUGAGUAUAUGCCAUAGCUCAAUGUUAUCCCCUGAGAAACGCAAUUAUCAGUAAUCCUUCGAUUUCAGAGUUGGAAUGCCUGAAUAUGUGGAAAAACCAUUUACAUAAAGUGUACACUCUAUAUUUGAUGAUAAGGAUCUGAUCGUUUGUGUUGAAUAGUUUGUGUAUUUGUUGGUCUAUUGUAAAUAUACCUAAACUUCACCGUGCUCAGUCAACCAUCGUGUGUGUAAUAUUUCAUACAUAUACAUACAUAUAUAUAUAUAUUUACUGUAUUUUUGACAUUUCUUAUUUAUUCAUCAUAUCAUGAAGGUGUAUGCUUUUGAAAAUGAAUAUUGUAUCUUUUCUAAUAAGCAUGUUAAUGUCGUAGGAAAGUUGUCUGUUACUAUCAACAUCAGGGAUGGGAAGUUUGAGGUGAUGGGAAACAUCAAGGGAGGUAAUCACAAAUAAAAAUCAUUAUUUUGUGAAAUCAUGUUUUGUAUAUUUCAAAAAUGUUAUUUGUCAAAUUGAAAGUAUUGAAAAUAGAAAUAAGGUAUGUAGGAGGUUUUCUAUGUCUUUUAAUCAGUCGCAUGUGUUUAUGAUUCAUGUCACAGAUAUCAAAUAGAAAAUAUUCAUGACAGCAUCUUGUGUGCAACUCAAACCAUUUUAUUUUAACCAAGUAUGUGAAAAAUACAGUUUUGUUUAAUGUAAGGGAGUGUAUACUACAUAAAUAUUACUCCAGUAUUUUACAUUCUCUUGUUUUUUUUAAUCUAAAAUUUUGUUUGUAAAAAUUUCGUGAUACUAACAUAUUUCAAGGAUUGUAUUUUCUUCAUGAAUAAUUGUCACCCAAAAAAGUCGCUAAAACCAAGAAAUAUAUAGCAUUGAAAAUAUUGACCUUUAUACUUUUUUUUAUCGAUAUCAGUAUAAUUGACAAUCACUAGGUUGUGCUUGAUAUACUUUGAUUUGUUUAUCCAAUAUACAAUAUAUUCAUUCAUUUUUAUAACAUUCUUUCCAACUAGCUAUACCCAGCUGAGGUUUGGUACUGUUUAAGAGUGAGUUGAAUGUUAAGAGAGAAGUAUUCCUACUGGCAAAAUAGGACUGUUCCUGAUGUUCACGUUGGUCAGGGAGGGUUAAAGCUUAGUGUCAUCAGUUAGAAGACCUGGCCCUGAGGUUAUAAAAUUGUAUUUGGUAAGAUUUCAUGCUCAAAUAUGGUUUUGUGCUCAACUCAAAACUCAGACUCAUCCGGGGUUAUUAAAAAUCUGAGCAUGUGUUCGUGCUCAACUUGAGCAUGAAAACUUAUGAUCUUAAGGAUGUUUUGGACCGUGCUCAACACCAAUCCGAUGUCAACAAUGGCAGCUCACAUUUCUGCUUGUGUCAUAAACAAAGAGUUCAUUGAGUGAGAGUUGUACUCAGCACAAAAUUGACUUGAACAUUCUUUCUUUAUAACCUUGGGGCCUGGCUUAAUUCUCCACAAGGGUACCAAGAGUAAAGUCCAUACUGUGUCUCAUUGUUAUAACUUUAAUGGAAAAUUGUUAGGAUCAGCAUUACAUGCUGUCUUCUUUCACUACUGAAUCUGAGUUAAUAUUCCUCAGUAUUUUUCACUAUCCUGGGUGAUGUUAUUGGACUUAAAAUUAGAAAAUGGUCUUUUGAACGGCAUUUGGAAGUGAUACACAUAAAGGCGAAAAUUUGUGGAAGCCAACUUCUUUAUUUGAAGAACACGACAUUUGCGAGUACAUGUAUAUUCUUACUCCUUAAUCAGGUCAUUCGUCUGAUGAAUGAGUAAGAAUAUAUUCCGACUCGUCCUGUACCUCAAAUGAAGAAGUUGACAUCCAUAAAUUCCCACCUUGUGAAUAUGGUUACCAUAAAUAUGAUUAUUACUUAUGAUAUUGAGAUGUGAUUUUUUAGAAACAGAUGUUUGCUGUAUACUUUGAAGUGUAAUGAACAUUAAUAUUUCCCCUUCAUAUCAAGUUACAUACUCUGUCAACACAUAGGCAAAGUCUGAGAUAUGUGCAUCAGUUAAAAUGUGGUUAAACUCUAAAUAAGUUUUGAAUAAAAUUUGAUUUUGACUUAUUGUUAGGAUGACUGAUGUGUCAAUUCAAAUUGACAUGGUGUAGAUUCAGUCUUGAUACCAAGUUUAUUUUCCAAACCUUUUUGUAAGUUUUUGAAGCCUUGUUCGAUUUAGUUUACAUGUGUUGUAAACCUCCAAUGAAAUGUCAUAGUAACAGUAAUUGUAUUGUUUCUGUUUGCGAGAUGUCAGUGAAAGUUCGACCUUGAAAACUGAUGAUGAAAAACAAAACAUUCUAGCAAUGUUGAGAAAAAACAACGGAUAUUAAUUGGCAGGGGCAGGCUAUCCAUGUUAAACCAAGUUCACCCAAAUCAUCUAUUCAUUAUUUAUAUUAAGCCAGCAAAUGUUACCCACUGACUGUUUCUCUGCUAUAAUUCACAUGCUUUCCAUUCAUGCUGGUUUCAAGCGUCAUGUAACACUUUGUAUGCUCAAACAAGUUGUCUGUUUAUUACUAAUUCCUUUAACAUUUAUAAAUUUCUUACCUUUUUAAAUCUUGUUGAUCUACUGGGAUGUUUGCUGAUAUUUCACAAAGCUAACAUUCUGAAAGUCAUGUCUGAUUAUUCAUGUUGUAGAAGUUUAGACGGAUGCCUUACAACCAAAGGAUGCAGAUACAACCUUUUCCCUGAUGGUACAAGAAUGCUUUUGCCUUCUCUAUAAUCAUAAACAUUUCUUAGCUUUAUGAAAGAUUUUAAUACGUUUUUUUUGGCAAAUUCAAAUUGAGUUCAUACUGAAAUGUGUUUUCCAACAGUAGACAUUUUGGGCAGGGGAGGUAAUUUGGUAGGUAAUUAGAGUAACCUGCCCUUACUUCCUUAACUGAUUUGGAAAUGGGUGGUUGUGAUUCAAACUGUCUAGUGGUACUCUUGUGUAUUCAUAAGUUUGGCACUAACUGCAUAAAUUUAUUGACAGAAUUCUCUGAAAGUGGUGAUUUGUUCUUUUGGUUGUAAAGGCUAUUCCCAGUCUACACUAUAGUCCUGUUGACUGUUAAUCUGUACCGGUUGUAGAAAGUGCUAGGUGUUUAUGUUUGUAGAAUUGUCUGGUGAUGUUUGUAUUUUUGAUGGCUACUUGAAGUAGAGUUUUUAUUUAUUCAGAAAUGAAAUAAAGGAAGUUUAAACUCA